ACAUUAUAAUAAUGGUUUCAUGUGAGCAAUAAGAAAAAAAAAAUUCAUCUCAUUUAAUUUUUGUUUAACUUUUAUCUUUUUGAGUUAAAAAUUAUAAUCUUUCUCACUUUGAAAUCAAUAAUCCCUCUCUAAUAUUUCUUCACUCUUAUCAAAAAGUUAACACUUUUAUGCUGACUUGAGGAUGCCACAUCACACUUAUAAAUCACUGCAACCCAUCGUUCCCUGCUUUCUGGCGACGAAGAAAAGAGAGAACGCCGGCGACACGCCUCUCUAUGACGUACCAAACCUAACCUCCCCCAAAACGAUCAAAUGCACACCAAAAAUCGGUUACCCAGCAGCGGUCACAACACCCCGUCCCCACCAUCGUCGCCUUUCCGCUCUCCCAGGUACCGCCACGGUCGUUCUUUCAAGGGGGCCCGCAUUAGUCCCUUCCCGCCCUGUCGGUCUCCUGCCCACCGGCUUGCCUGGUUGUUUCUCUCUGUUCUCCUCCGCCGCCAGGGAAUAUUCCUCUUCGCACCUCUUAUUUACAUCUCCGGUAUGCUUCUUUACAUGGGCACUGUUGCUUUCGAUGCCGCUCCCAUUAUUACGCAACACCCUGCACCCGGUUCCAUCUACAGGAGUCCCCAGUUGUAUGUCAAGCUCCGACCAGAGAUGGAUGCGGAUAAUUCAUCUGCUGAUGCGAUUUCAACCAUAUGGAAAAAAUCAUAUAAAGGUGAUGAGUGGAGACCAUGUGUAAACAAGUCUUCUGGAGGUCUACCUAAAUCAAAUGGUUACAUAUAUGUUGAGGCAAAUGGUGGACUGAGGCAAAUGGUGGACUAAAUCAACAGAGGACAUCGAUAUGCAAUGCAGUUGCGGUGGCAGGCUACCUUAAUGCGACACUUGUGAUCCCAAAUUUUCAUUACCAUAGCAUAUGGAAAGAUCCUAGCAAGUUCAGAGAUAUUUAUGAUGAGGAGUAUUUCAUCAGUACAUUGGCAAAUGAUGUUCGGGUUGUUAAUAAGAUUCCUGAAUACAUAAUGGAACGGUUUGACCACAAUGUGACCAAUGUCUACAAUUUUAGAGUUAAAGCAUGGUCAUCUAUUCAGUAUUAUAAGGAUGCUGUCUUACCAAAGCUUCUUGAAGAAAAGCUCAUUAGGAUUUCUCCUUUUGCAAACCGAUUAUCUUUUGAUGCUCCUCCACCUGUCCAGAGACUUAGGUGCUUGGCAAAUUAUGAAGCGUUACAUUUUUCAGGUCCUAUAUUAAUUCUUGGAGAAACUUUGGUUGCAAGAAUGAAAGAGCAAAGUGCAAACAGUGGUGGCAAGUAUGUUUCUGUGCAUCUUCGCUUUGAGGAGGAUAUGGUUGCUUUUUCUUGCUGUGUAUUUGAUGGUGGAGAGCAAGAAAAAGAAGACAUGAAAGCAGCAAGGGAGAGAGGAUGGAAAGGGAAAUUUACAAAA
Molecule: messenger RNA, 1430 nt
Organism: Rubroshorea leprosula
Lineage: Eukaryota; Viridiplantae; Streptophyta; Magnoliopsida; Malvales; Dipterocarpaceae
Source: the annotation of a GenBank genome assembly